UGGAAGAUAUUCAUGUGAAUGGAAAUGCUCUCGCAAUAAUGGACGAUACGGUUUUCUGAACACCUCUUUACGAAUCCUUACAAGAUGAUGAGAUGGAAGAAGACAUGCCCUCAGCUUCCAUUUCAAACUUCUCGGAAUAAAAGUGGAAAGGUGUCUACUUGACAAAUGACGACGAAAUUCAAAGCUGUCAUCAGCGCGAACUCUAUUGUGUUUCGCGCAAUGGCCACCGAUUCGUCAGUCAGGGUCAGUUUGUUGUCACCAUUUGGUUACAACAUUAUCGGUGUAAUUUGUGCAGUAACAACAAUUGUUUCGUUUUUGGCGAACGGAUGUGGUGUGUUCGUGUUCAUUAAAAACAAGACUCUCCGUUCACCGACAAAUUUGUUCGUGAUGGCAUUGUGUGUUUGUGACAUAUUGAUGUGUUCGUGCUCGGCCGUGGCAUGUGCCGCCAGCUUCAGCCAUGGAUGGGUGUUUGGCCAUGUGGUCUGUGUUCUUGAAGGUUUUAUGGUGUACUUCCUAGGCCUUACCUCCAUGUACCUUCUGGCCGCCAUAUCAGUUGACAGAUACAUUGUGAUUUCCAAGCCUCUCUUGUCCUAUAAGAUUACCCAUCGAGUGGCAGCCACAGCAAUCUCCUUGUGUUGGGGGUUGGGUUUCUUCUGGGCAGCUCUUCCUCUGGUAGGGUGGAAUCAGUAUAAUUUGGAAGGGGUCGGGAUUUCUUGUAGUAUUGUAUGGCAGAGUGAAGACCCCGUCAACUUCAGCUACAUCAUCAUCAUCUUUGUUUUGUGCUUCACCUUCCCCGUCUGUAUCAUGGCCUUCUGCUACGUGAAUGUGUACAUGACGAUCCGAAAUGUUGCAAGAAGUAAUGUGUGGGACGUGAAGAGUCGAGUGGCCCAAAGGAAUCUCAGACUGGAAAGGAAAUUGUUAAAAACAUGUUUUCUUAUGGUUUGCAUCUUCGUGUUCUCAUGGCUACCAUACGCCAUCGUGUCUUUCAUGUCGGCGUUUGGUGACUCCAGAGACAUUACACCUUUAAUGGCGACGCUUCCAGCUCUUGUUGCUAAGUGCAAUGGAUUAUGGAACCCUGUGAUUUACAUAGCCACGAAUGCUCAAUUCAGGAAUGCCUUCUAUGAGAUCAUUCCUUGUUCGAAGAUAGAUCUUUUAAACAAAGAUCAAGAGGAAUUGAAAUCCAACCUUACCGAUGAUGAUCACAUGACAUCCAAGAGAUCGAUUGAACCAUAUGAAUUGGGAACCAACAAUUCUAAUAGUGACAAUGUAACAUCUGAAAGAUCAAAUGAACCCGAUGAAAAGAACACAAAAGACAACCUUGCAGCGAUUGUGUUUACUUUCGAAUCGAUAAAGGAUCACACGCCUGGUCAUCCGGAAGUGCAGGAGUUGCUGCCUCGUGUGUCGCCAGUGAAUGACAGAGUUGAUCCAGAAAAAUUUGAGCUUGACGAUCUAAGUAUCACAAAUAAGAUGGAUGUGUGAAAUCGAUGUCAUUUAUAUAAUGCAGGAGUGGGUGAAACAUAAUUAUAAUAGAACCGCCAUUACUUCAAACUGAAACCUUUUAGAGGGGGUUAUUUUCCGAAUAAGGCUGUAUCGAGACUCGCUGUCGACAGCUUUACAAUGUUGAAAAUCUUUUCAUGUUGUAAGUAAUUACUAAUGCAUUCUUAUCUUACACAAACAAUCACCAAUGUUUUCAAGCUCUAAUUCGAAAAGACCAAUGGGCUAAAGCCCAUCUGUAAGUAAUGGUAUUACAUAUCAUACAGAAACAUACAUUCCAUAUAGAAAUACCAGACACUGUGUCUUCAUGUUGUGUUACAUAUUGGCCAUAAUGAUACUUACAGACGAUCGAUCGCUGUCACUACAGAUGGAAGAAUAUUCCAGUUUAGGAGUAUACCAUUAAGCAUUAUGUCUGUAACUCAGAUCACUUCCAGGAACUUAGGCUAUUGAUGACAGAAAAUAUAAUUUAUUGUAUAACUUGGAACAGCGAGAGCGUUGUGAUACAUCUUCCGUGAUAUCAUGCUUAUUGAAGACACAUCUUUUUCUGGAAAUUGUCCGCUGACUGAUCCCCUCUGGUAAAUUUUGCCAAGUUUCUCAAACUGAAGUAUCCUUAUAUUCUACUGUCUGUAUUUCACAUGCAUUAAAACCAUGUGACAGAAUAUGUGCAUUCAGUUUUAACCAAAAAAAACCUGGAAUUGUGUAGCAACGCAAGAGUACGCUUUAGAUGCGCAUAACAUAAUUAUAUUAAAAUCAUAUGAUAUCACUUGUUACAAGUUCUCAGGUCAGAUGCACACUAAUCAAUUGUCAAAUGGUUGCGUUUUCAUAUAAGGGCUAUUAUCUGUUUGUGUAGAGCCUGUUGAUGAACUGAAUAUAGAAUGAUGACUGUAUUUUGCUCAAUUUAUUUUUAAAAUAACCGCACAUGUGUAACGUGAUCGGGAUGUUAUAUGUAACAGUGACCUUGGUCAAAAGAUAUUUUGAAUUCUGUGAUAAUGUUUACAGCACUGUAGAUGUACACGUUAUUGACCUCAAACAUUGACUAUAGGUAUCUUUAUAUCUGAAACUCUAACACUUUUGAUUUCCAUUGUGUAACAUUCAUUUACGAAUGGUGCCCUCGAGGUUAAUAAUGAUGCUGGGGUGUCUACGUCCCACCUGUCUAGAAGGCACCUUCCUCAAGUUGCCAUUGUUUGCACAAUACAGCUCUUAAGUUUGGGAAUGGGAAUCGGAUAGUGCAAGCAACGUUGAUGUUCACUUCGUGAAAACCUUGCUCAUGUACGUGUAUAGGCUUGAUAUUCUCACGCAGUUGCCUAUGCAGAUCAGCAGAUCUGACCUAUCGGGAGGUCCUCCAGUAGGAGCCCUCUGGAAGCAGACGUCAUUGACAUUGCCUUUUUCUGGAAGAGCUGACGAGAGAUAUGUCCACUGUUGUGACAGUUGUUUAGUCUCUGGUUGACAAUGAUGAACCCAAUACUCACUCGUAAUAAAUUACUCAGCAAAAUCAAGGCGUUCUGUUUUGAAAACGAUGCAAAAAACUCACAAGCGAUGAUGAACGUGGUUCGUGU
Haliotis rubra (blacklip abalone) is the source of this 3050-nucleotide messenger RNA. RefSeq names its product parapinopsin-like. The record is from RefSeq and is a predicted model, not a curated record. Gene Ontology annotation, molecular function: G protein-coupled receptor activity. Lineage: Eukaryota; Metazoa; Mollusca; Gastropoda; Lepetellida; Haliotidae. Gene Ontology annotation, cellular component: membrane. Gene Ontology annotation, biological process: visual perception; G protein-coupled receptor signaling pathway. The transcript is spliced from 3 exons. Bases 166 to 1479 code for a protein of 437 amino acids.